GGAAGAGGAGGAGAUUUACUCUGAAGCAGCGACUCCCUCAGCUGAUCCUCCUCACUGAACUUGUUUUCAUCGGUUCGGUCAGAGUUCAGCUUAUUGAUCCGGACCAGAACCGUCCUCCGAAUCCACGGUGAAGUGAGUUAACGACACCGAAGUCCCAGAAGUUGGCUGCAGGGUCACGUCACGGUAAUCUCUUCUAACCAGGAGGAGGGAGGAGGAGCUCCAUGGAAACGGCCCCACCUCCGGACGUGAGCUGGAUGUGAGCUGGACACCCGGAGCCAGAGGGGAACAUGGGUAACAGCGCGCUGAAGUCUCACCUGGAGACCUCCCAGAAAACGGGAGUGUUUCAGCUGACGGCCAAAGGCCUGCAGGAGUUUCCAGAGGAGCUCCAGAAGCUCACCGCAAAUCUGAGGACAGUGGAUCUGUCUGGCAAUAAGAUCGAGGUUCUCCCAGCCUCAGUCGGAAACUUCCUGCAGCUGAAAAGCCUGACGCUGAACUCCAACAAGCUGACUGGCCUUCCUGCAGAGAUCGGCAAGCUGAAGAAGCUUGAGACCCUGAGCUUGAAUGGGAAUCAGAUCCAGCAGUUGCCCCCCGCCGUGGGCCAGCUCAAGGCCCUGAGGACCCUGAACCUGUCCGGGAACCAGAUAACCGAGUUCCCAGCAGGCCUGGGAACGCUGAGGCAGCUGGACCUGCUGGAUUUGUCCAAGAACAGGAUUCAGAGCGUCCCGGCAGCCGUCUCAGAGCUGCAGGCCAUCGAGAUCAACCUCAACCAAAACCAGAUCUCAGUGCUGUCAGCAGAAGUGUCCCACUGUCCACGUCUCAAAGUUCUGCGUCUGGAGGAGAACUGUCUGGAACUGUCGUCCAUUCCUGAGUCCAUCCUGACCGAGUCCCAGGUGUCCCUGUUCUCCGUGGAGGGAAACCUGUUCGAGGUGAAGAAGCUCCGAGAGCUGGAGGGAUAUGAAAAGUACAUGGAGCGUUUCACUGCCACCAAGAAGAAGUUCGCCUGAAUCCCCGCUACCAUGACGACUCUAGACUUGGCGUCAGUCUGUAACCCACCAUACUCUCGACCCCCAUCCUGCACCAGCCGGAGCUUCUUAUUGGUCUGCAGCGAGGUGCUUCCCGCAGCACUCCACACAGACACUGGACCUGCUGAGACGGAGACGGACGAUGACGGCGAGGCAGGCUCAAUACGACCACCUUGAGAUCCAGAGCGGCUUCUUAACCGGGAUUAGCUUCCAGGCUUUCACUGAGCGACGAGCAACAUGCACCUCCAGAAUAGGGACAUUGAAGUGAUGUCACAGACUUUCAUAAGUCCGGAUCUUGAUGCAGAAGAUCUUGAUGCAGCAGGUUUUUUUAAUUGGAGUUUUUCUCUGCAUGUUGUGACUCUGGCCCUGUGGCAGAGCUCAGGAGGCUUCGGAGAUGUUGGACGCUUCACGGCUGUUUUUGUCUCGCAUAAGGUCCGGUGACUUUAUAGUGCAGCUGCUCAGUGCGGCGUCACAUCGUACUCACCUGUUAGCAAAAACAUUAAACCGCUCCCCCCAGCUCAUGCCUUGCAGUUUUAUUUAAUCACCGCCAUCUUUAGCGCAUCCCACCAUGUGACCCUGUGAAGAUCCACCCAGCAGUGUGGAGCUAAAAGAAGAAAAUCCUUUCUUCUUUUAGGGGGCAUUUUUGUUGCUUCUAAUUAUCCGGCAGAGAUAAACAUGUAAUGUAAUGUGCAAACAGUUGAGCUGGGUUUGAGUCUAGGAACCAGACUUCUUACUUUUUGCUAUGACACUAAGCAAGUGUAUUCACUUAUCCUUAUGACUUUAAAACAAUCAACUGAAGUGAUACUCUGUUGAAGCCAGUAUGUGUCGUUGCCUGCUCUGUAAUUGUGUUUAAACAGACACAUUCUGUUCUCUGCUGCCGAAACAAACGGGUGGAGUGAAGGAGUGGCUCUCCAGCAUGUCCAUGGAAAUUUGUCUGUAAUCUUUUUUUGUCUUGUAUUUAAUUAAAGCGGAUGCUUAACAAGUUA
Poeciliopsis prolifica (blackstripe livebearer) is the source of this 2008-nucleotide messenger RNA. RefSeq names its product leucine rich repeat containing 57 (gene lrrc57). Lineage: Eukaryota; Metazoa; Chordata; Actinopteri; Cyprinodontiformes; Poeciliidae. Gene Ontology annotation, molecular function: protein binding. Bases 288 to 1004 code for a protein of 238 amino acids. The record is from RefSeq and is a predicted model, not a curated record. The transcript is spliced from 6 exons.